Anguilla anguilla (European eel) is the source of this 2350-nucleotide messenger RNA. RefSeq names its product proline-rich protein 36-like. Bases 509 to 2350 code for a protein of 613 amino acids. Gene Ontology annotation, molecular function: catalytic activity. The record is from RefSeq and is a predicted model, not a curated record. NCBI's taxonomy places the organism in Eukaryota, Metazoa, Chordata, Actinopteri, Anguilliformes, Anguillidae. The transcript has 3 exons.
UUAAGUUUUUACUUGUAUUGCGUGCAGUAGGGUUUUACGCGGUUGUCGAAUCAGCUGUUUGGCGUUUUAGAAUAGCUUGCAAUUGAAGUCACGUGCGUCGGUUAGGAAUUUCAGGAAUUUUAUUGAUUUAUUGUUUUACUUGUGUCAUUAGUUUCAGGUGCAUUUGCACAAUAAUAGGGCUUUUAGAGCGACGUGGGUAUUUUAACUGUGGUUCUCUGGUCAGACACCAGAAGUGUAACCAACUCGUGUGCUUCGCGUCUGCUACCGGUUCCGUUGCGUGUUAAGUAGAUUUUAAGUUUUUACUUGUAUUGCGUGCAGUAGGGUUUUACGCGGUUGUCGAAUCAGCUGUUUGGCGUUUUAGAAUAGCUUGCAAUUGAAGUCACGUGCGUCGGUUAGGAAUUUCAGGAAUUUUAUUGAUUUAUUGUUUUACUUGUGUCAUUAGUUUCAGGUGCAUUUGCACAAUAAUAGGGCUUUUAGAGCGACGCAUAGCGUCGCUCCGUCACAUUUUAUGCGCUCCCUCCCCAUCCCAGUAUGCUCUCUCCCCUUCCGAACCCGCUUCCAGCGUCGCGGGCCCCCACGACAGAGAAACCCAUCCAACCUCCGCGACCUGCAACCAGCUACCAGCCAGAAUGCCACCCUCGCUGGGGGACUCUGGAACUGCCAGUCGGCAACCCGAAAAGCCGACUUCAUCUCCGCCUACGCUUCCCACCUGUCUCUCCAGUUCCUGGCCCUCACAGAGACCUGGAUCAGCCCUGACAACUCUUCUACCCCAACCGCGCUAUCCUCCUCAUUCUCAUUCUCCCACACACCCCGGCCAUCAGGCCGUGGUGGUGGCACAGGCCCCCUGGGAAAUUUUCUGGAAGAGCUUGACAUCCUGCUCAGCUCCUUCCCUGAGAAUGGUGCCCCCCUCAUCCUCCUCGGAGACUUCAAUAUUCACCUUGAAGCCUCCCAGUCUGCAGCCUUCCUUCCACUACUCCACUCCUUCGACCUCUCCCUCCAGCACUCUCCCCCAACCCACAAGGCUGGCAACCUCCUCGACCUCGUAUUUUUGAGGAACACCACCUGCACUGGCCUAAACGUCACCCCUCUCCAUACCUCUGAUCAUCAUUUUGUUUCCUUCUCACUCCCCCUUCCCUCCCACCCACACCCCUUCUCUCCACCCAGCCCUACUGUCUCUGUCCGCCGUAACCUGUGCGCCCUUUCUCCCUCCUCUCUUGCCCCUUGUGUCACUGCCUCCCUCCCCCCUCUUGACGUCUUCUCUGCCCUUCCCUCUGACUCGGCCUCUGACACCCUGCUAUCAUCACUCUCCACUGCCAUUGAUACCCUCUGUCCUCUUGUCUCCAGGCCCACACGCCCAUCUCCUCCAUGCCCGUGGCUGACUGACGUUCUGCGAUCUUCCAGGACUGCCCUGCGUGCAGCAGAGCGGAACUGGAAGAAGUCUAGAAUGCCAACGGACCUCUCUGCCUACCAGUCCCUACUGAACUCCUUCUCCUCAGCAGUUGCCACUGCCAAGGCAACAUACUACCACUCUAAAAUACACAAAUCUAUUGCUAACCCCAGGCAACUGUUUUCAAUUUUCUCCUCUCUCCUCAGUAAACCCUCACCUCCAACUCAGACCUCCCUUACUGCUGAAGACUUCGCAGCCUUCUUCGAAGCAAAGGUCACACUCAUCCGCAGCUCCCUUGACCCUCCCGACUCCCCACCCUUCCCUCCCCCCAUCCCCUCUAUGACCCUCCCCACAUUCUCCACCUUCUCCCCACUCUCUCUCCCUGAUGUCUCCCAACUCUUGCUCUCCCACCGUCCCACCACCUGUGCCCUUGAUCCCCUCCCCUCUACCCUCCUCCAGCUGAUCUCACCAGAGAUCAUCCCCUUCAUCGCCCACCUGAUUAACUCCUCCCUGACUUCUGGCACCUUCCCGUCAUCUUUCAAAAGAGCCCACAUCACCCCCAUUCUGAAGAAACCAACACUGGACCCCUGCCUCACCCAGAACUACAGACCGGUAUCCCUUCUUCCAUUCCUAUCUAAAACUCUCGAACGUGCUGCGUCCAACCAACUUUCCUCUUUUCUUUCUAAACAUAACCUCCAAGACCCUCAGCAGUCUGGUUUCAGACCCGGUCACUCGACGGAGACUGCCCUGCUCUCCGUCACUGAGUCUCUCCACGCAGCACACGCAGCAUCUUCUGAGCGCCUGCAGCCCCAGGGCAGCCAGUCUGAGUAUCAGCCCCCAUCAGCCCCCAUCAGCCCCAAACCAGCCCCCAUCAGCCCCCAUCAGCCCCAAACCAACCCCCAUCAGCCCCCAUCAGCCCCCAUCUGGCACCGAGCCCAUAUUUACAGCCUGCAGGACCAGUGA